UCCCAUGUCGCGCGUCUCCGAUUCCACUUAGAGGCCCAGCCUUUCUCUUUCUCCGGUGCGGAGGCCACUUCACUCACUCCGUGCCCCCCCAUCUCUCUCUCUCCCUCUCCCUGGUGAAUCCUCUUCGACUGCUCUCCUCUCCUCCUCUCCCUCUCCCCCUCCUACUCCCUGGUAUUGGUUUUUCUCCUGGCCAUGGAGCCAUCGGCGGCGGAGUUACCGCGGCCGGACUCGGCGCGUAGCGCGUGGCACUGGAUCGACUUCGUGCUCUUCCCCGCGAGGCUCGACGAGCACCUCGCACUGCUGAGCCAAGGAUCCGCUCGCGCGCCGUCGCUCGCCGCUCUCAUCUCCACUUUCCUAGAGCAGGUAUCUCCCAGCCAAUCCGAAGUCACCAUCAUGGCUCUUUGCCGAUUGGCUGUGCGUGCCGCUUUGAAAUCCGAUCUCGCACUCCCAUUGGUCGAGAGAGAUCUCCCCCCCAUGCACCAGAUGCCCCUGCUGCAGCUGCUCGUGCUGCUGGACGAUCCGAGCCGUCGCAUCGCCCGGCAAUGCAAUCUCCACCGUUGGUUCUUGCGAGCUUGUUUGGACUGCCCGGGCGGGGGUGCAAAAGUUUUGGGGGGAGAAGGCGGAGAGGGAGAGACAGGGGCUGGAGAGGCUGUAGCUGGAGAGGCAGUAGUUAGGAGCGAAGUGAAGGGAGAGGAGAGAGCGACAGAUAUGGAAGAGCAGUCUCAUCAUGAUCCCCCUCCCACCGCUGCCGCCGCCGCCGCCGCUGCUGCUGCUGCUGCUGCUGCUGAUGAUGAUGAUGAUGCGAUUGCCGCUCUUCCUUCUGCCGCUUCCCCCCCUGAAACCCCAACCCUUCCCGCUGUGCCGUUGCCUCCAGGACUGCAGCAGCUGGUGUUGUUCGAUUUGGGAGAGUAUCAGUUCGCCAGGGGGAAUAUCUGGCUGGCCGCUCGGCUGUCCUUGAAUGCUGCUGGUCAAUGCGAACUGCUGAGGAAGCAGACUUGCGAUGCUGCUGCUGCUGCCGCUCCAGCGGAGGCUAGAGAAUUCAAAGAAAGUCGGGAUGCUGAGGUAGGUGAGCAGCAGCAGCAGCAGCAGCAGCAGCAGCAGCAGUCUAGGAGACGGAAGAGAAAGAAACUACAUGGUGCUGAGAGUGAUGAUCUGGGGGGUGGAGGAGUGUGGGAGCUGGAGAGAGAGAGGAGGCAGGAGGGCGAAGAGGGAGGAGAAGAGGCAGGGAAGCGCGGACAAGAGCAGGAGCAGCAGGAGCAGCAGGAGCAGGAGAAGGAACAGCAGCAGGAGGAGCAGGAGCAGGAGAAGGAACAGCAGCAGGAGGAGCAGGAGCAGAGAGGCAAAGGGAGGAAGCCACAACGGUUCACUCAAGAAUCGAAAGUCAGAGUUCCACAGUGCCCGCUCCCUGCCACCGCUCUCCUCGACCUUUUGAUUCAAGACAUUCUGUGGCAGCAGCUGCCCGAAGGCUACCGGGCAGCACUUGAAAAGGAUUCCUUGCUGCCCGAGGGCCUCCGCGGAAGAAUUUCUGCAGCGAAUCUUGUUCACCGUGUUGCCGUGGGCUGGCAGCCGGUGGAAAUAUUUCUGCGAUCCUGGCUUGAGAAGAGUAUUUCAGGGCAGGAUGGGCAGCAAAAUUCCUGCUGGGGCCUGUCGAAGAGCGUCCUUGUUAUUGUAAUUAAACUACUCAGUUUCUUGCUGAAGGAACUGCAGAGAUACCCCAGUAGGAACGGGGAAUUCCGGACAAUGGUCAACGGCAUGACAAGGAAAGCCAGUAGCACGGGCAGGGGCAGAGAGGGAGCUAUAGACAGUGACAGAGAAAACGGCAUAGAGGUGGUAAGGGCAGAAAGAGUGGCACUGGUAGCAGAGAGGGCAGCGGCGCUAGCAGCAUUUGUGAGCUGCCUGGUAGGGCAACCAUGGGCGUGGGGCCUGGCGGGGCGAGUCAGAGUGCUGCAGAGGUGGAUAGAGGGGGAAUGCCAGGGUGGGAGGGAUGGGGUGCAGGGCGGGGAGAGAGGGGAGGUUGUUGAGAAGGAAUGGGAGAGGGCUGCGGGAUGGGAAUGUGACGACGUGGGGGGCUGGGUUAGUGGGGACGGUGGGGUAGAGGAGGCAUGGGAGGCGGAGGAAGAAGGCGAAGAAGAUGAGGAGGUGGAGGAAGAGAGAAGGGAAGAGGGAGGGGAGGAGGGAGAGGAGGAUGAGGAGAGCGCUGAAGAGGAAAUGGAGAUAGUAGGAGGGGUAGGAAGGGCGCAAAGAGGCUUGGAGGAACUGUACUUGUUAGAGGGGAGCGUGUCAGAGGCAGUUAGUCUCCCGCCCUUGGCUUUGGAACUGGGUGCUCUUGGCUCAGCCACAGAGCUGGAGAGGAUGGUUCGAGCAAUGCUGCUGCAUUUCCAGGCAGUCGGUAGAGCUAGUAGGACUAAGGAGGGAGGAGUAGCAUUGCUGGGAAUGGAGCAGCGGCACUCUCCCACAGCAGCAGCAGCUCCUGUGAGAGCAGCAGAGGCCGGGUUGGCAGAGGCAGGAUUGGCCGAGGCAGCAGGAGGACGCGACUCUCUCCUUGAUGAAGGUAUAAAGAGGGUGGGGGAGAGUAUGGGGUUGUGGGCAGUGCAGGUUGUGGGGAUUCUGGAGCGUAUAGGGAAGGGUUUGCUGAGGGAAUGGAUGGCCGUGGGGAUGAGAGAGGGAGGAGGGAUGAGAUGGGAGUAUGGGUUGGGUGAAGGCUCGGACGGAGGCUCGGGGACUGGUUUGGAUGGAGGUUUGGUUGGAGGCUUGGAGGGAGAGGCAGUAGUGAUGGUGAGCAGGAGGAGUGGGGGGAAGAAGCGGGGGAGGAAUGGGGGUGUGUGCAGUGGGGUGGGGGGAGAGGAGAGGGAGGAGAGGGAGGAGAGGGAGGGGAGGAGGAGAGAGUUGUGGGUUGGUGCGCAACGGUUGUUUCAGCUGGCAGUUGACUUGUCUGCUGCCGCUGCUGGUUCUUCUGGUGCUGGUGCUGGUGCUGCUGGUGCUGGUGCUGGCGCUGGUGCUGGUGACACUGCUGCUCCUGCUGCCGAGCCUGCAGGUGCCAAGUGGGGAGGUGACGUCGGCAGUCACGUGCUGCUGUGGGCCAUGGGGGGCGGGCUGGAUAGCAGACCAGGGGAAAGGACAGAACGGAAGGAGCGAGAGGAGGGCAGGGAAGAGAAUGGCAGUGGUGGGAUGAAGGACCCGGUGCAUGGAGUAAUGGAUGGAGCGGUGGUGGCAAUACCAGUGAAUUUUGCCACUGAUGCUGAUGUUGCUGCUGCUGCUGCUGCUGCUGCUGCUGCUGCUGCUGCUGCUGCUGCUGCUGCUGCUGCUGCUGCUGCUGUAUGUAAAGCUGAUGGCACGCAGGAGAUGGGAGGGAAAGAAGCACAAUCAGUGUCGGUAGAGACAGCAGCACCAGCAGCAGCGCCAGCAGCAGCGCUUGCAGCAGCAGCAGCACCACCACCACUGCCAGGAGCAACAGCAGCCGGGGGUGGAAGUGUUACAUCGAAGGGAAGUAGUACCAGAGGAACCAGAGGAAGUGUUUCUGCAGGCCCAGUGCAAGAGGAAGGAAACGACUUGCAGAAGCAGCAGCAGACUCCGAGUGAGACGCAGGAGGAGAGGCAGACGACGGAGCAGAAAGAGAAGCAGCAGCAGCAGCAGCAGCAGCAGAAGGAGCAGCGGCGAAAUAGCAGGAGCACGUGGUUUGAGGGUUCCCCUCACACCUGGCCCACCCUCUCGUCCCCCUGCAUCCCUCCUGGCGCUGCUGAGCUGGCUCUGGCGCUCCUGACCAAUCAGCAGCGUUGGCGCGAUGCGCUGGCGCUCUGCGAUUGGCUGGCGGGUGUGGUUGGGCGAGUGGAGGGCGGAGGGGAAGGAAGGGAAGGCGGUGGGCCCCUGGCAAUGGCUGGUGAGGCAACAGCAGCGGCAGGAAGGGUGAGAGGAGAAUUUUUGGGGGAAGGAAAGGAAAGCAGUCGGCCACUGGCUGUGGCUGGUGAGGCAACAGCAGUGGUAGGAAGUGCGAGAGGAGAAGGCAGAAGGGAAGGUAGGGGAGAAGGCGUGGGGGAAGGUAGAGAAGUGGGUAAAGGAGAUGGGAAGGGAGAAGGAGAUGGGAAGGGAGAAGGAGAUGGGAAGGGAGAAGGCGUGAGUUCAGGUCAGAAGCAGGGAGCCCUGGGUGAGAGUGGUCUGGAAACAAUUGGAGAGAAGCAAACAGGAGCAGCAGAAGCAGCAGGGGACAGGGAAUUCGAGGUGGUUGCGAUGCAAAUAGAUUCAGGUGUUGCAGCGACAGAUGCCACGCCUCCCUCUCCAACUGCUGCUGCUGCUGCUGGUACUGCUACUGAAACUGUUGCUGGUGCUGCUCCUGGUGCUGGUGAUGGGGCAUUGCCUCUGGUGGAUGUGGGAACAGGUGCAACGGGUGGGGUCGCAAGUGGGGAGGUGGUGACGCGAGGAGGGAAAGGAAACGGCCAACAGGUGGAGUGUAGGAGCAAUAGGGAGAGAGAGAUGGCUGUGUGUCGAUGCCUGUGUGAGCUCAUGAUUGCUGUUGACGAGUUUCUUGGAAGGGGUUGUGGGGGAGGGGGAGAGAAGACAGGCAGCAGGCCAAGCAGCAGGCCAAGCAGCAAGGAAAGCUGUAAGGCAAGUGUAAAGGCAGGGGGAAAUCCGGAUGGCGUGGAUUCUGCUGAAGUCGCGGGCGAUACGUUGAAGUCUAGGACAGCAAGGCUAGCAGCUAGACUUUGCGUUGCUCUGGAUGCAGCUCUGGCUGUUCUUGUGGUGUAUGGGUGCCGAGAGCCCCGCCUCCUGCUGCCGCUGGCACAGGAAGGAGGGGUGGCAGCAGCUGCAGCGGGUGGUUCCGCUGCUGCUGCCGCUGCUGCUGCCGCUGCUGCUGCGCUGAAGGGGGCUGAUGGUAUGCCAGGAGGGGGUGGUGUUGCGUCAGGUGGGGUCGCUGGUGCGGCUGAGGGCAGUGCUGAGGCUCUCAAAGGCAGUGCUGUCGGUGGGGCAAGGAGAGAAGAAGGAGGAGGAGGAGUAGGGGGGAAAGCGGGAGGGGAAACAGGAGGGAGAACGGGAGGGCAACAGCGAGAGCAAGUUGUUUCAGCAACGGUUGUAGCCACACCUGCAGCACUCACAGGAGCACCGGCAGCAGCAGCAGCAGCAGCAGCAUCUCUCUCCCCUCCUCCUAGCUCUCAUCUUCUUCGGCGGAUACCGCUCCUUCCUCUCCUUUACAACCCUGCGCUUCUCACCCGCCUGGCGUCGCUGCUGGUGGGCUGGGUGCAUCGCUAUGGCACGGGUGCAGGUGGUGGUGCUGCUGCCACUGCUCCUGCACCUGACGCUUUUGAGGCGCCUCAAAAGUCUGCUCCUGCACCUGACGCUGCCGCUGCUGCUGCAGCAGCAGCAGCCCCUGGUGCCACGGCCACAGCACCACUAAGGGGGGGAGCCGCAGCAGGUGGAGCUGUGACAGCAGCAGCAGCAGCUGGUGUUACUGGUGGCGUUGCUGCUGCUACCCUUGAUCGUUCCACUGGUAGUGGUACUGCUGCUGCUGCUGUUGCUGCUGCUGCUGCUGCCAGUCCAAGGAGGUGGUUACUAGAGCUCCCUCGGUUCGGUCCUCUUGCUGCCGUUGCCGCAGGCUUGGACAUAUUUGGGGGAGGUGCGGGAGAGGCUGGGCAGCAGGGUACGGAGAAGUGGAACGGGAGGAUUGGUGAAGGGGGGGAGGUGAGUGGUGGGAGGAACGGGGGUGGUGGAGUAGGGGGCAGGGAUGGUGGGGGCAACGGUGGGGGGAGGAGUAAGGGAGAGGAGGGGGGGAGUAAGAGAAAGAGGACGAGGGAGGAGAGGGAGGGGAAGAGGGAGGAGAGGGAGGGGAAGAGGGAUGAGAAGGAGGCGAAGAGGGAGGAUAGGGAGGGGAGACGAGAGGAGAAGGAGGCGCGGAGGGAGAAGAGGCGGAGGGAGAAGGAGGAGAGGGAGAAGGAGAAAGAGAAGGAGAAGGAGAGGGAGAAGGAGAGGGGUAGACAUAAGGAGAAGGGCAGUGAGAGAGAGAAAGGCAGGGAGAAGGAGAAAGAGAAAGACAGGGAGGAGAGAGAAAAGGGGAGGGAGAAGGAGAGACACAAGGAGAAAGAUAUAGAGAAGGAUAAAGAGAAGGACAGGGAAAAUGAGAGGGAUAAAGAAAGGGAGAGAGACAAGGAGAGGAGCAAAUCAAAGGGUGAGAAGGGGUCUUCCUCCCAUCGCCACCGUCACCACCAUCACCACCACUCAAGCCGCUCCCACUCCUCUCCCUCACACUCUCCCUCCCACUCCCCUUCCGAGAACCUCUCUCCGCCCCACUCCCCCUCCACCUCCCCUGCUCAUGUGCCUGUAGACGCUUCAUCCACCCGUCCUAUGUCGCCGCAUAACCCUCCGACACCCAGCCAGUCAACAGCAGCAACAGCCGCAGUAGAAACGGUAGUGGCACCAGCAGUAACAGAAGGGGUAAUGGCAGCAGCGGCAGCAGCAACACUACCAACAGAAACAGCAACAGAAGCGGCAGCAGCAGCAGCAGCAACACCACCAACAGUAACAGAAGCAUCACCUUCUGGUGUAACAGCAGCAGAAGGCGAAGGAGAAGGAGCAGCAGCAAGAGGGCCAAGCAAGGGAGAAGCGAGUGGGGGAGCGAAUGGGGGAGAGACAGCUAUUACAAGGACAGCUGGGGCUGGGGCUGGGGCUGGUGCUAUUGCCAGUACAGCUGUUGAAGCUCCUGCCACCCUUGACACUGCCAUCACUGCUGCUAGUAGUGAUGCUGGCUCAACUGGUGCUGAAGCUGCUGCUUCUGCCACCGACGCGGGUACUGAUGCCUCUGCUGCUGCUGCUCCUGCUGGUGCUGGUGCUGCUAAUUCAAGUGACAGGACUGCGGCGCCGUGUGUUGCUGCAGCAGGUGAAGCGGAAACAGCUGCUGCCGUCGCAGUAGCAGAAGAACAGCCCGCAGCAGGGGCGGAAGUAACAACAGCAGCAGCAGGAGGAGCAGCAGUAGCAGCAGCAGCAGCAGCAGCAGCAGCAGCAGCAGCAGCAGCAGCAGGAGGAGGAGCAGCAGGAGAAGAGGCACCAGCCGUAGCAGAAUCGCCAGCAGCAGCAGCAGCAUCCGUACCAACUACAGGCAGCAGAGACAGGCAACAUGAUGGUGCAACAAGAACGGGUAAAGAGGGAGAGAACGGGAGCAAAGCAGCUGGUGCAUCAGACGAGCAAAGCAAGCCCAAGUCUAUAGAGGGCCCCAUGCCUCCUGUUGAACGGCGUCCUUCUGCUCCUACUCCUGCGGCUGCUGCUUCUGCUGCUCCUUCUGCUGCUGCUUCUGCUGCUGCUUCUGCUGCUGCUUCUGCUGCUGCUUCCGCUGCUGCUUCUGCUCCUACUACUCCUGCUGCUGCUUCUGCUCCUACUGCUCCUACUGCUCCUGCUGCGGCCUCUGCUGCCCCUCCUGUUUCUGCCAUUCCCGUUGCUGCUGCCCCUGCUCCCGCCACUCCCGUUUCUGCCACCCCUGCUGCUGCGCUUCCUGCUUCCGCCCCCAGUGGCACCACCACGGAUGCAGGAGGCGAGAAAGGAAUCGGCUUGGCGGGUGCUGGUCGUGCCACUCCCCCCAAGGAUGAUAUACGCCCCCCCAACCCCAAGCAAGGGGAGGCAGGUGCGGGUGGAUCACCAGUGUGGAAGUACCCCCACGCGAGGGCGCAUGUGUCGCUGGGUGCUGGGCUUCUGGAGUGGCUGCUGCUGCGCCUGACAGGCGCUGGUGGGGGCGAGAGAGAGGGGGCAGCAGGGGCAACAACAGGUGCUGUAGGGGCAGCAGGGGCAACAACAGGUGCUGUAGGGGCAGCAGGGGCGAUAGGUGCGGCCACUGGUGCCCCUGUGGCAGGACGUGGGAGUGGAGGGAGUGGCAAUAGGGGCUUAAGCUGGGCAUGGGAGUGCCGGCUUGGGGAUUGGGUGCGUGAAGGGGGAGAGGGGGAUGAGGGGAGGGAGGGGAGUGGGAGUGGGAGUGGGGAUGUUGGUGGUGAUAUGAGCCUGUGGCAUGGGGAGGAGGAUGCGUGGUGGGAGAAUCAGCAGCAGCAACCGCCGCAGCAACAGGGACAGCAGGCGCAGGCGCAGCAGCAGCAGCAGCAGCCGUUGCUGCUGUGGGGGCAGGAUCCUCUGUUCCCGCUGCCACAGCUGCUGAUGCACCAGCAUGUUUCGCCUCACCUGCCCCUGCUGCUGCAGCAGCAGCAGCAGCAAGUUUGGCAGUUACAGCCUCCAUACGGCCAGGGCUCAGCAGCAGCAGCAGCAGCAGCAGCAGCAGGUGCAGCAUCAACUACAGCAGCAUUGGCAGGGCUCAGAGCGAGAGGAGCAGGAGCAGCGGGAGGAGUGUUUUCAGCAGCAGCUGGUGGUGGUGGUGGUGGUGGAGAGGGAGAGGUGGAGGGAGAGUCAUGGGUGUGGCUGCUGUGUGUGGCUGACAUCGCUUUCAACCGAGGGGAUCAUCUCUCUGCUCUCCGCCUCUACCUCCUCGCGGGCAACUCAGCCACUCGGGGGUUCUGGGACAACAACCCUGGAAACGCCAACGGGGGCAGCAGCCGAGGCAGCCUGGCAAGGCAAGCUGCGCAGGCAACCGUUUCCCUGGGGAUCACCCUGCGCUCACUCAUUGCCUCGGCAGCGGCAAACAGCAGCGCUGGCGGUAGCAUCAGUGUGGGGAAUGGCGGCUUGGGUAGUGGUGGUGGUGGUGGUGGCAGUGGGAGCGCUUUGCAGGCCUUCCCUGCUGGUGGUGGUGCUGCUGGUGCUGGUGCUGGUUCUGGUGCUGGUUCGGGUGCUGGUGCUGCAAGCAUGGGGAUGGGGGCAGGAUUAGGUCUGGGCAUGGGUAUGGGCAGAGGAAUGGGGAGGGGAAUGGGCAUGGGUUUAGAUGGGAGGGCCGGUGGAGCAGCCGCUGAUGCAGCAGCAUGGGGAGGAGGAAGAGGGAGAGGAGGGGUACUCCCUGUGGGGGGGAUGAUGCUAGGCGUUGGUGCUACUACUACUGCUGCUGCUGCUGCUGCUGCUGGUGCUAGUGGUAGUGCCAUUGGUGCUGCUACUGCCAGCAACACUUUUAACAACAACAACAACAGCAGCAGCAGCAGCAUCGGGCUCGUUCCGCAUGGUGCUGCAGCUGAUGCCGCUCCGCCGCCCGCCAACUGCUCUGCCCUUCCUCGCGUGUUCUCACCCUGGGUGCUGCGGCGCAUGCUGCUCUCCCUCCGGGCCAUGGGCGCCGCUCUCCCAGCAGCCGUGCUGUGCCAGCUGCUGCCGGCGCCCUACCUCUCGCUCGCCUUCCACCUGCUCUCCUCCUCGCCGCUCCUUGACUCGGCCACCACUCAGGCCUACAUCCAGUGCAUUUGGGAGAUUCCCCUCCUCGAGCUGCUGGCCAGUCGGCUGGAAGCAGCAGGCGACACGGCCACACUUGCCCUUGUGCUGUCCGUGCUCGCGCACCCCUCCUGCAACGCGCACAACCCGCCCUUUGUGCGCCGCGCCCACGUGCGCCGCUGCUCCCUGCGCUUCUUCCGCCUCCUGGCCUCGCAGCUGGGAGCAGCAGGGGGGGGAUGUUGUGAGGGGCGUUGAACACCUCUCGGUAGUUGCUGCCCCCUGCGCUUCUUCCGCCUCCUGGCCUCGCAGCUGGGAGCAGCAGGGGGGGUGGUAGGUGUCUAGAAGGGUAGGCGCCUACUAGGUAGUUUCUCCCUGUGCCUCUCUGUGUCCAGGCUGUGCAGCUGGGGGAAGCAGGGGGGUUAGCCUAGGGCAUCUUGCCUGCCCUGGUUGGUAGCUGUUCCCUGUGCUGCUUCCGUCUCCUGGCUUCGCAGAUCGUAGGGGGCUCUGAGAUUUGAAUGUUAGUUGGGUGGGUUGGUAUUUGCUCCUUGCGUCCUUCCAGCAGGAGAACCUGUUUGAGGUAGGUACUACAUUAAAGGAUAUUCUUUCUGUGCCUCUUAUUCCUUGUGCAAAAAACUCAUCAGAUAAGUAAGAAGC
Molecule: messenger RNA, 9921 nt
Organism: Closterium sp. NIES-67
Lineage: Eukaryota; Viridiplantae; Streptophyta; Zygnematophyceae; Desmidiales; Closteriaceae
Source: the annotation of a GenBank genome assembly